AUGUCCAGCAGGUAUCACAAAGCAGCAGCUGAUGGCAAUUUGGACCUCUUGAAAGAAGCCACUAGGAAAGACCUCAAUACUUCAGAUGAAGACGGGAUGACACCCACCCUUCUGGCAGCAUACCAUGGGUAUCUGGAAGCUCUGGAAGUCAUAUGUCGGAGAGGAGGUGAUCCCGACAAGUGUGACAUCUGGGGGAACACUCCUCUCCACCACGCCGCUUGCAAUGGCCAUAUCCAUUGCGUUUCUUUUCUGAUCAACUUCGGUGCCAAUAUAUUUGCCCUGGACAAUGACCUCCGCACUCCGCUGGAGGUGGCUGCCAGCAGAGACCGCAGUGAAUGUGUCCGAAUCCUGGACAAAGCUGCCACCGAGCAGAACAUGCUGAACCCAAAGAAGGUCUCCAAACUCAAAGCACAGGCCCAGAGGAAUGUGGAGAAACAAAUCAAGGAAUGCGAGAAGCGCCAAGAGAAACACCAGCAUGAAAUGAGCAGAAAUUAUAUGAAAGAAAAGGUUGGCACAGUAAAUUCUUCCAGAGGAACGCAUUCCAGAGUGAAGUUGCCUAGUCUCUUUGCUUCAAAUACAAGUCCUCUCUCCAAAAAUCUGAAAGAUACCUUCAAACUAAAGGCAAAAAAGACAGCUGACAGCACAAAAAGCCAGAAAACGGAAAACAGUUACCAAGAGGAUGAUACAGGUAGGAGAACUGUGAUGCAUUUGUUUGAUGAGAAAGAGGAGGAUGAGUUACUGACCAACCUUGGAGAGAAAACCUUUUCUGACAAUGACAGUCAGCUCUCCAUUUUUAAGCGACCAGGUCUUGGCAAGAUUGUAUUUGGAAGGAAUUUGGCUGCAGAUGUAAAUCCUGGAACUGUGUCUUCUGAGAAAGAAAGUAUAAGCUUUCAAAUGUCCAGUGAGCUCUUUCAGUAUAAAAAUGCUGAGAACAGCAAGGAAGAAGAUGCUGAAAAUGGCAGUGAUAUCCCUUGGCACGAGGAAGAAGUAAUUUGGGAUGAUGAGGAGGCAGAGAACACGCCCCUUGAGGUAUUUCUGGCAUCACAGAUGCUGGAUGAAUUUCUUCCGGUGUUCAUGAGGGAAAAAAUUGAUUUAGAUGCCCUGAUGCUAUGUUCUGAUGAAGAUCUACAGAGUAUUCAGAUGGAGCUUGGGCCAAGAAAGAAAGUCCUGAAUGCUGUGAACAGAAGAAAAGCAGCACUCAAGAACCCUGGAAAGACUGUAGAUACUUGCUUGUAA
Molecule: messenger RNA, 1236 nt
Organism: Eurypyga helias (sunbittern)
Lineage: Eukaryota; Metazoa; Chordata; Aves; Eurypygiformes; Eurypygidae
Gene: ANKS4B
Product: ankyrin repeat and sterile alpha motif domain containing 4B
Exons: 2
Coding region: 1-1236 (411 amino acids)
Biological process (GO): brush border assembly
Molecular function (GO): protein binding
Source: RefSeq, a predicted model, not a curated record